Numida meleagris (helmeted guineafowl) is the source of this 8842-nucleotide messenger RNA. It is a transcript of the gene DGCR8, whose product is annotated as DGCR8, microprocessor complex subunit. Gene Ontology annotation, cellular component: microprocessor complex. The record is from RefSeq and is a predicted model, not a curated record. Gene Ontology annotation, molecular function: double-stranded RNA binding; primary miRNA binding; heme binding. NCBI's taxonomy places the organism in Eukaryota, Metazoa, Chordata, Aves, Galliformes, Numididae. The coding region runs from base 2733 to 5060 and encodes 775 amino acids. Gene Ontology annotation, biological process: primary miRNA processing. The transcript is spliced from 13 exons.
GGGGGGGGGGGGUGUUCUUUUGUAGCAAAUUGUAUUGUAACCCUCUGUAACAGUAGAGUUGCUGGACUCUGUUAUGUUACCCUAGGGAUGGGGCAGGUUUGUGGCCAGGAAUACAAAAGCAAGUUUAAACCAGCCUUGGUUUGGUACUUCCUCUGGCCACAGUAUGUGUAUGGGCUGGCAGAGGAUCCCUGGCAGUGAUUUGGUAUGCUGUUCAUUACUUCAAGGCCAGCAAGAAGGAAAAGACAGUAAGAAUUUCACUGUUAACAGUGCUUGAAUGUAAUAACAAGAUACCUUUUCUGCUGAGAGCACAGGGGUAGUAUGAGAGGACUGCCAGAGCUAGGUAGGUAAAGAUUAUUUUCUUGUGUUUUGACAUUUGUAGACAUUAAAACGCUCUUUCAAGUAGAAGCAGUUUUGGGGAUGUGCAGACUGUGUGAUCCUGUCUCCUGGCUGGUCAUAACAAAUCUAGUUGCAUGCAGUAGCUCAUUUCUUAUGUGGGAUGUCUCUGUCAGAAACUGAACUACCAGCAUUAAGAUUUGACUUCCGUAUAUUAGAAGAAAAACUCAGUUCAUUCUUUUCAAGAAUAUUCAAAAACAUUAACAUUACCUGCACUUCGUGUCUAGGAUUUACUGAAGUUGUUCUGUUACAUUUGACUCUUGUUCAGAAUUAACAACAAAGAUGCUAAUGGUUUAUUAUGAAGAACCUAAUAAUUUGUCAUUUUCCUUUUUUCUUAAUUUGAAGGAUUUAAUUUAAAGAAUAUUAGCCAUAAAUAUCUUUCUAGAAGUGAUCUGUAUAACAUGAGAUGUUUCAGAACCCGUUGAAAGAAGGAAUUGAUGACUUUUGUAAUGAUUGUAUCUUUUAGAAUGGAAUGAAUUUAAAUUUACAGCAUUGUUUGUCUUAGCGGUGAAUGAGCUGUUUUUCAUUGUGGAAGGUAGUAUCUUUAUAUCAAGGAAGAUGGGAUUAUUUUAGAGCUUUUAUCAAAAUAGCCUUUUUCCUCAGUAAUCCUGCUACACCAGUCAAGCUCAAUGUUUUAAAUGUAUCGCAGUUUUGAAUCUAUUACUCUCCUACCCCUCCAAUUCUACUGCCUCAACAAAACUCUUCUUAUUGGCAAAUCACUACAAUAGGAGUUUGAGCUCAUGUAUGCUUUGCUUCUUCCAGCUUCCAGGUAGGUGAUUCCUGUAUAAUGUGGAGUUUGAAUCAAUCUGGUUGUAACUGCUGGUUGCCAGCUUCCUGCCUUGUCCCAGCUGGUGUUUGAACUUUGUUGUUGGUGUUUUUUCUGUCUGGGCAGGCAUAGAGAUAUGCUAGAGAGUUAUAUUUGGCUUCUCUAAGUCCCUCGUGGCAACCCCAUCAUUCCACCCAGUGGGGUGCCUUCAGAUAUUAUACAGUGACCCUAAGGACUUGAAGCUUAACUUCCCAGAGUGUUUAGGUGGACUCUCUGCUACCUGAAAAUAGUUUGAACAGGGCAGACUGAGCCACUUGUUUUUUGGCAGAGCAACUUUACCUUAUUGUUAGCCGGUAGGAGGAUUGAAGCCCAGUUUGGGGUGGCUCAGAGGGACUAAGAGAAACCGAAAUAGCCAGGUAAGAGAUAGUGAUGAAACAUCCUCUUCCUUAUCCCAGGUGCUUAUAGUCCUGCACAGAUGACUAUAUUUUAACUGAAGAAUCCAUCAUAGCCAUUGUAAAAAGAACCCACUUAAUGGAGAAAAAAAAAAAAAAUAUAUAUAUAUGUAAAAAAUAAACCUAGAAAAAUUGCAUUUUUUUUUUUGCCAGGAUUAAUUACAUUUAAAAAAUGUUGGCUGCUAAAUGCCUUCCAGAAUUAAAUUGUGUUUAACACCAUGUCUAGACCCAAAUUCCUCAGGCAUAACAAAUGUAUCAUCCCAUAAUAGCAUGGAAUAUAGGAUCAAAUGCUUAAUAUCUGGCUAUCUAGAUAUUUUUUGCACGAGCUUUUAGCAGAUUAGGUUUUCUGUUAAAACUUCCAUUCAGAUAUAAAAAUACCUGUGAGUUUCAAAAAGACACGUUUUCUAGAACUGUAGAUGUUAAAAGCAUGCCAGUAUUGCAUGUGUAAGCUAAUGAUCUGCUGUGUGGGUAAGUAUUGCUUGAGUACCAGGUUAUUUUAGUGGGAGAGUCCCCCUAAAUACCUAGUUGUUAUUUUGGCCCCUGCAAAAGCCAUGCUUAAUGCCAUGCUUGCUAAACAAGUAGAGACAGUCAAUAAAUUAAGCAGAUAACUAUGUGUUAGCAAGUUCUUGACAUACAGAGCAAGAAGUUAUAACAACAGCCUAAUCACAGUCUCAUUCAGAACAGUACUGAGAUAAUCUGUUUUUUUUCACUGUAAAAUGUAAUUCUUUUUUCUACUUGAAAUGUAUUAUGGGAAGGAAUAACUUAUUUUUCUUUUUGCCUGGGAUACCGUUUUCUAUUUUUCUUCUGUGACAUAUAUCUUUUUUUUUCUUGUAGAUUGAAAGAAGAAAAGGAGACCUGCUUGUCCAGUGAAGAUGCAGUCUUAGUCUUCAGCUAUUUAAGCUGAAUGCAUUGUGAUUUCCAAUAAUUGAGACAGUGAUUCUGAAAGCUGUCUACAUUAAUGAAAAGAACAAUGUAGUCAGCUUAACUGAAUCAUCAGUGUUGCAUAUUGAAUAGGACAUGAUAACCCAAUCUUGAUGGACUUACGCAUGUUAGGAAUAUAGAUAUAAACAUUUAUUGAAAGCAUUGUGUUUUUUUAAAACGGUAGUUUUACAGUUUAAAAAAUGGAGAAAUAUGAAAAUGUACCACCCCUCCCUAAAGAACCUGCAAGAGAAAUGAAUGUGGAGAAUCACACUUGUCCCCCACCUCUGCCGCCUAAUGAACAGCCUCCACCACCUCCCCUGCAAACGUCCAGUGACGCAGAGGUAAUGGACGUUGGCUCUGGUGGUGAUGGACAGUCAGAUACCCCUGCUGGGGACACGCACAGUAUCUGCAGAACACAGCUUCUCACAAAGGGAUCUGCCUGCUACAAAAGUCGUCUUAUAAUAGACCCUAACAAUAGUGACCAAAGCCCAAGAACUGCUCGUCAUGCACCUUCAGUUCGAAAGUUCACCCCAGAUCUUAAGUUACUUAAAGAUGUAAAGAUUAGCGUUAGCUUUACGGAAAGCUGCAAAAGCAAAGAUAGGAAAGUUCUGUACACUGGAAUUGAGCAGGAUUAUAAGGCAGAUACAGAUUUUGGUAUUAAUAAUGUCAAUGGGGAUUUGCAUGUUUGUCCUUUUGGUGGUAGUAAUGGUAAAGCUGUAGGAAUAGGGGGUGAAAAUGAUGACAAGAAGGAUGAUGAGAAUGAUGUUGAUCAGGAAAAGAGAGUGGAAUAUGCAGUUCUGGAUGAGCUAGAAGACUUUACCGACAACUUGAUGGAAAUAGAUGAAGAAGGAGGAGGGUUCACAUCUAAAGCAAUCGUUCAAAGAGAUAAAGUGGAUGAAGAAACCAUGAAUUACUCAUACGAGGAUGACUUUGAUAAUGAUGUGGAUGCUCUGCUGGAAGAGGGUCUUCGUGCACCCAAAACAAGGAGAGUGGAAAACGAGAAAUAUGGUGGUGAAAGCGACCACCAGUCUGAUGGAGAAACAAGUGUGCAGCCAAUGAUGACCAAAAUUAAAACUGUUCUUAAAAGUCGUGGCCGCCCUCCUACAGAACCUUUACCAGAUGGAUGGAUCAUGACAUUCCAUAACUCAGGCAUUCCUGUAUAUCUGCACAGAGAAUCUAGAGUUGUUACCUGGUCUAGACCUUAUUUCUUGGGAACAGGAAGCAUAAGGAAACAUGAUCCUCCCCUUACUAGCAUUCCCUGCUUGCAUUAUAAAAAAAUGAAGGAAAAUGAGGAAAGGGAACAAAAUAAUGACAUAACCCCAAAUGGGGAAGUAUCACCCAUAAAGCACAUAGAUAAGUCUUCAGAACUGGAUUGCCAAACAGAAGAACCAGAUUCCACUGCUGCUGAUUCUGGGCCUUUAGAUGAAAAAGACACCUCAGGGGGAGAUGCAGCACAAGGAGCCUUAGGACAAGUUAAGGCCAAAGUUGAAGUAUGUAAAGAUGAAUCUGUAGAUCUGGAAGAUUUUAGACGCUACCUUGAGAAGCGUUUUGACUUUGAACAAGUUACUGUAAAAAAAUUUAGAACCUGGGCUGAGAGACGGCAAUUCAAUCGUGAGAUGAAGCGGAAGCAGGCAGAAUCUGAGCGGCCUAUUCUGCCUGCCAAUCAGAAACUCAUUACCUUGUCUGUGCAAGAUGCACCUACAAAGAAAGAAUUUGUCAUUAAUCCCAAUGGGAAAUCCGAAGUUUGCAUAUUGCAUGAAUAUAUGCAACGAGUCCUAAAGGUUCGCCCUGUUUACAAUUUCUUUGAAUGUGAGAACCCAAGUGAGCCUUUCGGAGCCUCAGUGAUUAUUGAUGGAGUAACUUACGGGGCAGGAACUGCCAGCAGCAAAAAGCUUGCCAAGAAUAAAGCUGCUCGAGCUACACUGGAAAUCCUUAUUCCUGACUUUGUUAAACAAACCUCUGAAGAGAAGCCCAAAGACAGCGAAGAACUUGAGUAUUUUAACCAUAUCAGUAUUGAGGACUCACGGGUAUAUGAACUGACCAGCAAAGCUGGGCUCUUGUCUCCAUAUCAGAUUCUCCAUGAGUGCCUUAAAAGAAACCAUGGAAUGGGUGACACAUCCAUAAAAUUUGAAGUGAUUCCUGGUAAAAAUCAGAAGAGUGAAUAUGUCAUGACUUGUGGCAAGCACACAGUGCGAGGCUGGUGCAAAAAUAAAAGAGUGGGGAAACAAUUAGCUUCACAGAAAAUCCUACAGCUACUGCAUCCACAUGUGAAAAACUGGGGCUCCCUUUUGCGUAUGUAUGGUAGAGAGAGUAGCAAGAUGGUCAAACAGGAGACCUCUGACAAAAGCGUGAUAGAGCUUCAGCAGUAUGCCAAAAAGAACAAGCCAAAUCUGCACAUCCUGAACAAGUUACAGGAAGAAAUGAAAAAACUGGCACAAGAAAGAGAGGAAACGCGGAAGAAGCCCAAGAUGACAAUUGUGGAGUCGGCGCAGCCCGGCAGCGAACCGCUGUGCACUGUUGAUGUCUAAGGGGAGGGUUUCCGAGUAGGGAGCAAUAACGCACAUGGAGGAGCUAGAUUUUCAACAACUAUUUAAAAAUCUGUUUGCUGCAGAAUGCAAGAUAACUUUUAAAAUCCAAGCUGCUUCAGUUAUGCAUUGUUCUUUUUGCAUCAUCAGGGCAAUAUUACUUGUUUUCUUUCUUUUUUUUUUUUUAAUACCUCUGAGAUACGAUACGUAUGUGUCGAGGUUUGAUCAUAAAGAUCUCUGCUUGGGCAGGAUGCACAGAGGACAGGCAUGUUCACACAGGACACGGUCAAGCAAGCACUUUUUCCUUGAAAACCAUCCAUGCUGUUUGAAAUGGAUGUGUUUUAAGGAUGAAAUUCAGAAUAUCUAUAUACAGGUUAAAGGUGAUACUAUAUAUAUAUACACACACACAUAUAUAUGUAUAUAUAAAAGAAAUAUAUGUACAUGUCUUGUAUGAACAUGCCUAAAACUGUUUUUGUGUAAAGUCUUGUUGCAUUUCAGCACAUAAUAAUAUGCACUGAUAAGACACUUCGGUGACAAAUACAUGAAAUGAUGAGCAAUGUUCCUAAUGCCAUAGGAUUAGGCCAGUAAUGCUGUUUCUUCUACUUUAUUUUGUCUCCUGCCAGGCUUAUUCAAGAUCAUAACAUGCAGACUUUUUUUUUUUUUUUAACUACUUGAAAAGAACAAGUGUACCUGGUAGUGUUAAGAGCAACAGGCUGGAUAUUCAAAAUUAUGUUCUAUGUUAAUUGAAAAAGAGCCAAUGUUAGUUUACAGAUAGUUGAAAGGGGAAAAUGAGGCCCUGCUUCUUGGAUUAAAGUGAAAACAGGAAUCUGAAAGGCUGUUUUCAAAGCUUGGAGCCAAACUGUAACUGAAGAUGGCUGACAGUCUGAAAAUAUGUUGCCAAUGAGGUGUUUAAAGAUGCCCCACUCCCUUCUCCCAGCAAGAAGUUUCUCAAUUGUUUGGAGUCAGAAUUAAUCUGACUUGAUAAAUUAAGUCUUAACUUCCAGCUUAAAAUGAAAAAGUUUUGAAAACAACCAAGAAAAAAAAAGACUGAAGAAAACCCUGAGAAAUCUGAACUAACUGCAGCAAUUUAGUUUUUUUUAAGAAGCUUUGUUUUUACUUUUUUAAUUGCAUUUUUAGUUUUUGAGGAGAAAGUGUAACUUCUGCAAUGAAAAUUAGAAUGUAGAUUCAAAAUACGACGCAGUAAUGAGUAGAAUGUGAGACCAUAGCAAGUUGUAGGGAUGAAUAGGAAAACCACAAAUAUGCAACUGCUCUCAAGUGCAGCCCUGGCACGCAGGCAGUGCUCGCUGUGCCUGCUGAGGCUUGGUGACGUUUAGCGCAGAACGCGGAGUUUUGGCUGUAGCGCGCGUGCUGCUGGGUGAGGCUUUGUCCUUUGGUGUUAUUUACUGGGUGAUUGCAGUACGUCUUCUCUUAGAACCAUUUCUGUGGGUUCUUUGGGUUGUUCUUAAGAAUAGAAAAGAAGCAAAUGGGGGCAGGGCUUCGGCCGCUUACCCGAGAGUUGCCCUGCUCUAUUUUACGCUCCUGUCGCAGUGCAGGAGGUCAGUUUUGUAAUUGCUGCAGCUCCUGGUACUUAUCUGGACAGCGGUCUGGGGCUUGGGGCGGGGAGGGGCAAAGAGGAAUGUUCUUGCAUUGUUUGGGGGCUUCUUUCCUUUAUUUUAUCGUUCGAUACCAUGUUAUGUAUAGAAUGCUGCAGUAUAAAGAAUAUUGUGCCUACUGGAUUUUAACAAUAUUGGCCUCAGUAUUGUCAGACCUCCUUUUAAUAUCACACCUGUUAUUUUGGAAUUGCAAGGAUUUUAGUUGUUAUCUGAAGCUAUUGUUCUCUGUUCCGUGGCUUACAAUGUCUGAGGUUAAACAGGAGCCUUAGAGCCCCGCCUGUUGCUGUUUGAAGGGCGAGCUCUGAGCUCUGCAAAUACAAAUUUGCUCACUGUUCAUGAUUCUAUUUAGCUUCUGUUCUGCAAGCUGUAAACCUGUGCUAACAGGAUACGGGUAGUUGGAAGACUCUGCAGAAACUAGGAUUUAAAGAAGUGGCCUAUCUUAAAUACAAACAAACAAAAAAAACCUGCCUCUGCUGCUUUUUUUUUUUUAGCAGCACAGCUUUAACCAAUCUCCAUCUUUCUCUGGAAGGUAUGUAAUAUUGGUGCAGUAGUGACAAGCAGGGAUUACUGCUUGUCUCUGAUUUAUUUUUACUUUAUUAUUUUUUUCACAAAGACAGGGCUUCUCUCUUCUAUGCCUCAGUGUGUAGCUGCAUUAGGUAGGCUGUACUUGGGCUUGUGUGUUUUCAGCAGAACAGCUGUGCGUGGACAGCACUGUAACAGACAAAUCACCCUCGCAGAUCCUUUGUUGUUCUGAGAUCAGAAUGUCAGUGUCUUUGCAGGUCGCCUGCAGAAUAUCCGUAGAUGCCUCACUCACAAAUUUGAUUUUGUUACUUUUAAGAGGAUUGCUGUAUUACCUCAGUCUGCCACUAUCAGAAUCACAAGGUGACCGCUGCCCUUAAUUAAAACAUCCAGAGAUUUCAUUGUGAACCAAAGCCUAGAACGUAUAUUAUGCAUUCUAAACAAAAAACAAAAAAGAUGGUAUUAGACCUUGCUGCAGCCUCUAACUGGAGAGAUGUCCAGAAAAUAGCGCAAUAACUGCUGGAACAAACAACUUAACUGCUGUUAAUCGUCAUUGUGAAGUAUUCUUGUGUUUUAAUGUUUACUAUUGUUUGGAGUGUAAGUCUUGCAUUUGCACAUAAGCACGAGCUGCUUUGAUAGAGGAUAGAUCAUUGCAUUAACUUCAGCUUCUGCAUGAACACUUACAGCGUGAUUCAAGAUGUAUCCUAAAUUUGUAUUGUAACUUGUGUGUUUCCUAGGUAAUUGGCUGUAAAGGUUUAGAUCUUGAUUGUACGAAUGCAUAAAAUCAACUGCUGCUUUUGUCACUGAUGUUUGUUCUUUAUCCCUUCGAUAUACAGAGGAGGAUGGGUAUUUUUAUAGGAAUGGAGUGCAUUUUUAAGAACUGUUCCCUCUGGGAGUUACAGUUUUUGCUUUGCAUAUUAUGUGCUUCUCACCAGGCGUGUGGUAAACGGACUGGAAGGGUUAGUGUGCAUUCCGCUCGUUAGUUACGGUACUGAUGGAAAACUGACUGUGACUUCCGCUGCCCAGACAGAUGCUACCUAUUUGAACACCAGUCGUUCAGCUUUUUCUUAAGUAUUUAUUAGAAACAAAACUGACCCCGUAGCUGGGUACUCAGAUGUUUGGAAAGACUAUUAUGCAUAAACUUAACUAUUGUAUGUGAACUUCCACUUUCCUGUGCUGCUGUUAGGCUUUAUACAAAUAUAUUUUUAACAUCCAAGUAUUUAAAAGCAUGAUUAUAUCUUAAUAAUUCUCUAGACUGUUCUUUGGUUCUGGAAUAAAAUUCAGGAAGUGGUAGCUGCCUAACUUUCCACAGGGACAAAGGUGAAGUGCAAGAAGCCAUGCUGUUCUUAACCAAAUAAAAUGUUCAGUUACAGUAUUCUGAUGCGUAUCUGAGAAGGGAAAGUGGGGGGGGGGGGGGGGGAAGAAAAUCGUUCUUAUUGCCCAAGUAGAUAACAAAGGUUGCUGUAUGAAUUGUAGUGGGUGCAGUUGCUUGAUGCCAGUGCUAAAUUGGUACAACUAUAAAGCCUCAUUUUCACUGAGCCUCUGCUUGCUUUUUUCUGCACAAUCAUAUAAGCCUCUGUGUUUGGUCUUUGAGUACUACAUGUGUAUUUUUCAGACAAUUAGUUUUGAGCAAUAAAGUUUGAUAUUAUAAAA